Culex pipiens pallens (northern house mosquito) is the source of this 1066-nucleotide messenger RNA. RefSeq lists its product as uncharacterized. Gene Ontology annotation, molecular function: acyltransferase activity, transferring groups other than amino-acyl groups. Bases 60 to 971 code for a protein of 303 amino acids. Lineage: Eukaryota; Metazoa; Arthropoda; Insecta; Diptera; Culicidae. The record is from RefSeq and is a predicted model, not a curated record. The transcript has 3 exons.
AGUGACUGGAGGCUUAUCAACGGCCUCGACCACAGUGAUUCAAGUAUUUUCACAGGAGAAUGGUCGACCACCACGAAGAGCGGGACGACGACGUCCUGCAGCCAAUGUCCCGCGCAGAACUAGAGGCCCUUCGAGAUUUGUACGCCAAACACCUUCCCCAGGAGAUUCACUUCUACUUUUUGCUGCAGAACCAGCUGAGCUGGGACUCCAAACUGGACAGCUGGAGCGAGGCGGAGAAGCGGACGUUGAGCGUUCGUGCGUUCAUCCGGUUCUUCAAGCCGAAACGGGACGACGGAACAACGGGGACGUUCGUGGCGAUCAGCGAGGACGAAGAUCCGAACGUGUACUUUCAUUCGCUGAGGGAAACUCCCGAGCAGCUCGAGCGGUAUCUGGAGGACACGAGGCGGAUUAAUUGGGCAUGUCGGCCGGUGUUUUCCAGUUUCAGUGAUCCAUUUGCGACGAUGCUCGGUAAUGUCUUGAAGAGGUUCAAUUGUGGCUACGAGGUAUUGUCGGACUGUGCGUACUACCUUAUCGGAAAGGAGGAAGCCCUUCAAUUUCAAUACGAAGUUCCCCCAAAUUUGGUCCUGAAAAAGUUGGACACCUCGUACUCCGACCUCAUGAACGAACGUUGGCCCCAUCGAUACCCGAAUUCGGAGAAGUACAUCAGACUACUGGUACAGCUUAACGGAGGCCUUGGACUGUUCAACGCCGCCAACGACGACCUGGCCGGAUGGGUUCUGAAGAACGAAUUUGCUGGAGUUGGCCACCUCCAGGUGAUGCCAGACUAUCGACGUGCCGGACUGGGGGAGAUUCUGGCGAAGGCGAUGACCAAACGAAUUGCCGAGGAGGAUGACGGGCCGGUGAAUGCGUUCAUUGUGGACAAGAAUGCGGCCUCGAUUCGGUUGUUUUUGAAGCUCGGCUAUCGCAGGAUUGACGGAUCGAACUGGGUGCGGGCGGAUCAUCAGGAAUAGUUAGGAAAAGAUUGAGCUGUAGCGUUGAGUGUCGCACGAGGAAAUGUAUUGACAAUAAAGAGAUUUGCUAUUGAACAAAAAAAAACUUCUUUAAU